AUGCGGUCUGUGAAGUAUCACUGCGCCUACUGGGCUAUUGCCAUCACGACAGCGAUAACAUACUAUACCUUGACCCUGACACUAGGUGUCCCUGAAGUGGUCUUCCAAGUCCUUCUGAUCCCUCAUUCGGCCUUCCUCAUCCGUCUCGUCCUACAGGGUCCGUCUUCCGAACCAUGGCCACGCCUGUAUUUUGUCGCAGUCGGCAUCCUGCUCAUCUCCCUUGGCUCUCUGUCGAAAUACUUCUCCAUCCCUACCAUUGAGAUGGAGGGGCCAAAUAGAUUCGUCCACUCUUGCUUGGCAUUUCAAGUCCUAGGCUGCCUGGAAGCAAUCAGGCAAAACAGGCAUGAUAUCGAGCCCAGCAACGUGGGACUUAUUAUCGGAGCCCCGUCUCGCAAUUUGUUAUUCGACACAGCGAGACACCCGACCAGACGCUUUGCAUCUCGAGUUUGGCGCGUGACAUUGUGGCGUUCUGUGAUCUCGUGGUCCUACCUCGUGGUACUCAUCGCCGUGGCCGUUAUUCUGGAUUUCUUCGUAAAGGCAUAUGGUCCGGGUGUAUCUUGCCUUUCCAUCCUCACUCACCAUACAACCAAGUGGAACGAGCAUCUCGGUAGCUCAGCCUUGUUAUUCUACAUUGGUGCAGCCUUGGCAGACACUGCAGAAACCAUAUAUCUCCCUAUUCUGGAAUACUUUAACCCAAGUUGGGCAAAAGUCGUUCAAGGACAAACGCCCUUGCUCGACCCAGUCUGGGGUUGGUCGGUGUUCAGUUCUGAAAUUGCGCAGACAUCGGUUCUGAUGGUAGCGAUGCUUGUCUCCGUGUCCUUGCGAGCAUCACGAGAAGGAAGUGGCAGCACCCGUUAA
Molecule: messenger RNA, 858 nt
Organism: Pochonia chlamydosporia 170
Lineage: Eukaryota; Fungi; Ascomycota; Sordariomycetes; Hypocreales; Clavicipitaceae
Exons: 3
Coding region: 1-858 (285 amino acids)
Source: RefSeq, a predicted model, not a curated record